Molecule: messenger RNA, 1140 nt
Organism: Microdochium trichocladiopsis
Lineage: Eukaryota; Fungi; Ascomycota; Sordariomycetes; Xylariales; Microdochiaceae
Product: SNF2 family N-terminal domain-containing protein
Exons: 4
Coding region: 1-1140 (379 amino acids)
Molecular function (GO): ATP-dependent chromatin remodeler activity; ATP binding
Source: RefSeq, a predicted model, not a curated record
AUGGUCAUGGCCGAAGUCCGCGCACUGCCUGGCUUUUCGAUGGUGGUCUGUCCCGCGACACUGGUACCCCAAUGGCGCCUCGCAGUGAAUGAAGCCUUCCAGAAUGGUCAUGAGCUGUCAGUCUAUGUGGUAGAAUCAACAACGGCAUUGACAGCUCACCAACUUCACGCCUUGCAUGUCGAUGUCAUCAUCACCUCGUAUGAAAUCAUUGAGUACUCUUACCGCACGAGAAAUGAGUUCCCCACCGUACUGCAGGACUGGGUUGACGAGGGCAUGCCCGAGAACGAGAGGCCCCGCCGACCACUGUCAACCUUCCACACCAGGCUCUGGCAGAAGCUGAACCUGCCUAUCAAGCGCCUGAUACUCGACGAAGCGCAUGUGAUCAACAAAGACGAAGGCAAGCGGCACCAGGCGAUCAAGGCGUUGUGCUACGAGGCAGUAGUCAUCCUGACUGGCACCCCUAUGACGAACCGCUGGUGGGACAUCGCCGGGCUUCGGUGCUCCGAUCUGGGCAAGAACCAGGAAAACACAGUCGGUAUCCUCAUCGAGGCGCAGCUUCUCACCCUCUCCUCUAUCAUGGCUGAUGAUAAAGUUAUCCCCUCCACGGACGCCGACGAAUCAAUGAGCGACAGAGAUAUGUGGCUUGACCGCCUGGACGCUUGUAUAGAACGACAGCUGGACGACAGCUCUCCUCGCCUGCGGGAGCUCAUGCGCGUGUAUGAUUCACUGCGCCAGAAACGCCCAUCUUCUAAGAUCAUCAUAUUCUCCCGAUGCUUGAAGUUCUUAGACAUCAUCAAUGCCAGGCUGAAGUUCAAAGGCGUCACAGCGCUAAGGUAUGAUGGAUCCGCGCCCAGCCACAAGAGACCUGGGUCCUGGCCCAAUCUCACCUGCGCGUCAAUUGUGAUCCAGACCGAGCCGUGGUUCUCUGAGCUGCAGGAGAAGCAGGUUUCGCGUGUAUUCGGCCCGGGGCAGAAGGGCCAGGUCAUCGGGGUCAAGAUCAUCGCCGGCAACAGCGACCUGGACUCGAAGCUCUCGACCCAGGGCAAGGACCAGGUCAUCAGCCGGAUCAUGAAUGGGGUCAUCCGAAAAUCUGGCACCGCAGCCAGAGGAUCAGGAGUCACUCAGUUGGACCAACAGUGA